AUGGCAUUAGAGCCAGGGGGUGAGAAGCCCGAUGAAUUUGAAUCUUCAAUCAGCCAGGCUUUGUUGGAGUUGGAGAUGAACUCAGACUUGAAGGCUUCGCUGUAUGAAUUACACAUUACUGGAGCCAAGGAGAUUGAUAUGCAGGGUAAGAAGGUCAUUGCCAUAUCGGUUCCAGUGCCCCAGCUGAAGGCGUAUGGGAAGAUUCAGACCCGAAUUGUGCGCGAACCUGAAAAGAAGUUUAAUGGCAAGCCGGUUGUCUUUAUAGCUCAGCGGAGAAUCUUGCCCAAGCCGAACAGAAAGAGCAAGAGAAAGAACAAACAGAAAAGACCAAGAAGCCGCACCUUGACUGCUGUUCACGACGAUGUUGUGGAAGACUUGUUCUUGCCAGCGGAGGUUGUUGGCAAGCGUAUCCGUGUGAAACUGGAUGGCUCCAAGGUCAUCAAGAUCCACCUUGACAAGAGUCAGCAGAACAAUGUUGAGCACAAGCUGGAUACUUUCACUUCUGUGUACAAGAAGCUAACAGGCAAGGAUGUGACAUCUGAGUUUCCAGAAUGGCUGUUGUAA
Molecule: messenger RNA, 564 nt
Organism: Candidula unifasciata
Lineage: Eukaryota; Metazoa; Mollusca; Gastropoda; Stylommatophora; Geomitridae
Source: the annotation of a GenBank genome assembly